This is a messenger RNA of Penicillium brasilianum, 1232 nucleotides long. The record is from the annotation of a GenBank genome assembly. Lineage: Eukaryota; Fungi; Ascomycota; Eurotiomycetes; Eurotiales; Aspergillaceae.
CCGAACCUCCGUCACUCCGUCACUCCGUCACUCCGUCCCUCGCCGCCGCCACCGACACCGCCGACCCUCAUAGUCAGUCCCUCGACGCGCUCGAAUAACCCACCGCAUAGUCGGUAAUCACAUCACAGCAUUCUACGCACACGCUCUUCUGCUCAUCUCACACGACCACAUACCUGUCUCGGAAUCUCUCCGUCCUUACGGCCCGGACUCUGGUUUCGGCUACCUACUUGAGUCAUACCCCAAUCCUUCAGACCGAUAAUCUGCGCCUCGCAGUCCCCGAGUCAAAAUGCAGGAAGACGAGCCGUCUUUGAAUAUUCCGUCCCUCCUCACGCUCGCGGUUGUCUCAUUCUUCGUGCUGCGAUGGUUCCUCAACCGUGAUGAGGGUUCUUCAGCUGGCGGCAGGCCCCGCGGGCGAGGAAAUGCCGUUGACCCGGCGCAGGUCGAGCAGAUCUCCCAGAUGUUCCCACAGCUAAGCACUCGGGAUAUCAUGUGGGAUUUGCAGCGCAAUGGGGGUAGUGUUGCGGCGACGACGGAGCGGAUUUUGACUGGCCGCGGACUGGAAACGCCACCACCAUCAUUCCAGCCACAGAUCGCCAUUCCCUCAGCGAACGCCCAAUCCACGCAGGCCACGAGAACUGCAUCGGCGUCAAAGGGAGUUGCGCAGGACUUGAUCUCCCGAUAUAAUUUGGGCGGCAAGAUUGCGGCCGAUAGCUCCGCAGAGUCGAUUCCCGCCCCAGUGUCUGCGAGCGCAUGGUCUCAGAAUAAGGAGGAGCGGCAGCGGUUGCUGCAGAAGCGUCGGGAUGAGAUGAUUCUCGCGGCGCGGAGGAAGAUGAUGCAAAAAGACCAGGGAAACACCCAAUGAACACAGCCGAUUUCUUCUCUAAAUAGUGGCGAUGUUUAGCUCACCCCGAUGUGCUGCGGCUCUGCUCAGGACCAUUUGGUCUUACAAGAUGUCCCCCUUGUCCAAUAUUGUGUCUGUUCACCUCUCAUCGCUGCGGUCUUAUUAUUACCAACCCUCAUUUUGUAUUCGAGCGCCUUAUCUUUGCAUGCUAUAUGGUGUUAGGUAAUUCGGAACAGCCUUGGUCUACAUUAGCACCGGUCCUUCUCAGAUCAGGUCAAAAUCGGGUAUUUGGGUUCUAUAUACAUAAAUAACGUUUCUCGAGUGGCAUUGAUCCGCGUCGCAAGAUGCACCUGAACUCCAAUCCAAAAAAAGCAAACAACAAAUCCCAUGC